CGCGCUUUGUUUAUCCUCUUUUUCCGCCCCCAAAUCGCAUCGCGCCUCCGCGGCCGCUAUUUCCCACUAUCACGUCCGAGAGCCUUCUCCGCGCCGCGUCGCAUUGAAGCCAUAGCUCCCACGCUAGAUCCCCCCAAACUCACUUCACCUCGUCAUUCGUCAAUGUCUCGCAGUCGCCGGCACUUUACGGUCACGCGAUGAAUGUUCCAAAGUUGACCUUCAACCCGCCCUCGGGCAACUUGACGCCCUCCCCAACCGCGCGCUCCUCCCGCAACCGCGCUCCCAGCCCUAAGAGGGCCUUGGCCGGUUUCUCGAACCUUGAGCUCAAUCGGGACCCUACCGCUAAUGUCGAUAUGGCCUUCUCGGAUUUCGAUUUCACCACGCCAACCAAGGGAGGCACCACGCCCAUGUCCGCGGCCACAACACAGCCUCCUAGAUUUGCCCCGAUGUCUCUUGCUUCGCCGGUUAAGAAGUUCAGCACAGCUGAGACCCCGAGGCUGAAGGCUGGCGCUUCAAGACUUACAACGAUGUCGCUGGACGGCCCAACCAAGACCCCAUCACCCAAGAAGGUGUCCUUCGCGGAUGCCAGUUUCCAAUCCCUUACUGCGUCGACUCCAAAGCUCGCUCGCAGUUUCUCACCAAAGUCGAGUCCCUCGAAGCCCGCCGUCUCGGACUUUUCAGUCAUGUCGAUUACCUCUCCGACAGCAUCUCUCGUCUCCAACGACCAGUCUCCGCGCAGUGAUUCCGGCUCGAAUCAACAGCAAGCAGAGACUCGUGCUGACAGCGAGUCCCCGGCAGAAGAGGAGGAAGGAGACGACGAAGAGAACGACGAGGAGGAGUCACCCUCAAGAGAUGCAGAGGAGGCUGGCGGGUUCGAGUCCCCUUCAAAGCUCGACAUCACCAUGGCCGACAUAACGAUGAUUUCCGACUUCGCCCCGUCGCCCAAGAAGCCUCAAUCCUACACCUUCGCCACUACCGAACUUUCGGAAGCAGCGAAGGAGUUCUCUAACCCUUUCGACCCCGAGACCUACGCCGACCUCGACGUCACCUCAGCCCUUACCCCAGUGCCCAGCUUCGCCCGGCAGCGAGCCCGUAUUCCUCGCACAAAGCAACGAAAGGCCAGGGGCCUGGUGUUCGAGAAGGCCAUCGCAAGAGAGGUCGCCGAGUCCCUCGCCGUGGAAGAGCUCGAGGCCGCCGCCAAUUUCCGGCACAUUGCCGUGAAAGGCGGUCUGUUCUACGCUAUCUGUCCUCGCAAGAGGCAGAGGGUGGCCGAGCCCACGGCGGAGGACGACUCGGCGCCGUACUGGCUGGAGGAUGUGGACGAAAGCGGCGUGAUCAACAUGAUCGAAGCUCGCCGCGUCCUCCGUAACGACCUCAAGGCGCUCCCUGCCGGCCCCUCCGUUCACGACCAGCGCCGCCAAUACCACGAGGAGGUGGAGAAGUACGGCGAGCCCAUCGCGCCAACCUGUGGGAAGAGAAACUAUGAUGGUGAGAAGAAGCGGGCCUAUAACAACGGCCUGUUGACUCACACCAUCAUGGCGCCUCUUCUUGCAUUCCCGAUGCCAGAGCUCAGCUUUGAUUGGGUGCUUGAGACUGCCAUUCGCGAGUCUAAUAGGGUACACGGUCGUGACCAGCCCAAGCAUCGCAACGUCAGGCAGCCCAUUGCCAUCUUUGGAGAGUCCGACUUCUCGGUCAUCGAAGAGGAAGAGGAGCCUCAAAGCCCGACCGCCAAGCUCCCUCGCUUCCCUUCGACGGCGACACACCACUCAAGCUCGAGCCGAAAGACCAGGCUUGCUAGAGGCGCUGCCAACCUGGAGGCCAAGCUUGCCACACUCCAAUCUGUUGUUGAAGAAAGGUCACCUUCACCUCUGUCGUCCCCGAUUGGACCCGGCUUCACCUUCCAAAUGCUCCCCGCAUCCCUAUCGACUCUCGACGUCACCGAGACGAACCAAGAGGCAACUGAGGCCGAACAAGAGGACAAGGCUGCUGUUGUUGAAGUCGCGAGUCCAAUGGUGUUCUUUAAGAACCGGAACGACGCUUCACCCUUCAAGAAGCGCAAGUCACUCCCUGCUGCCCGUCGUCUUUCCUUUUCCGCCCCUCUCCGCCGAGCGUCUCUUCCUGCUGCCGGCCCCGCCCAGCUUCCUGUGGUGCUGGAUCUUCAAGAUCCAGCAUCCGCGUCGCUGGUGGGUGCUCCCGAUUCGUCGGUUGAGCUCCACGCGGUGCAGAGUCCCCUCGAGGUUGACUCAGCGUCUGCGGCGGCUGCCCAAGCUACCCCAGAGAGAACCCCGUCGCCUUCGCCUGUCGUUGUCGACGCAAGAGAGAAUCCGGACAUCUUCGGCUCCUUCCAGGACCGCGCCGGAUCCCCGAUUCAGGCGCUGGCAUCUCUCGCUCGCGUGUUUGAGGAGGCAAAGAAGACGGAUAUGGACGGAAGGGUCGUUGUCAGCAGAGAGGGAGGUCGUCUGAUUGUCCGAUUUAAGGUUUCGGACGAACACGCUGCUCUCUUCGCCCAAGAGCAAGAGCCCAUGGAAGAGUCUGUUGAAGAGCCCGUGGAUGCUGUCGAUUCCCCCAUCGAGCCGGCCACCUCUACCCCGUUGUCACCUAUCCGCCCGGCCACUGAAGCAGAGCAUGACGGAGAGACAACAGAGGAAGCCAAGGUCGAAGCAGAUGAGCAGGCGGCGCAGGUGCCUUCAGAGGCGCCCGCCCCGGCCAUGGAAGACGACGAUUCCUUGGUCAUGCUUAGGGAGUUCAUGACGAGGCACGCCGCUAAGAAAGCUGCCAAGGCAGCUGAUCCCGAGCCUGUCGAACUCAUCGGGCCUGCCGAUUCCGCUGUUCUUUCUCCCACUCCGGCCGUUGAACCCGUUGUUGCUCAGUCUUCGCCUGACCCUCUUGCGUCCGCUCCAAUCCUCAUGGCUGCAACCCCAGAGCGCAAUCAAAGCAUCUGGCCCGAUACACCGGCGUUCUCGAUCACGCCAUCGGCAGAUCGUUCUCGUUCUGCGAGAAGGGCAUCUCCAGCCAGCUCAACCGGACGCCAGCCUCUUGGAUCGCUCGAUGUUAACAGCCCGAGCCCCAAGAAAGCCAAGCGAAAGGCCGAGGCUGUUGACGAAAGAGAGGGAUCGCCAGAGAAGCCGCAGCCGCCGAAGCGUCAGCGCAGAGCCAAGGCCGACGUUCCCGAUGCGAAGAAGGCCACAGACAAGGCCAACGACAAGUCCGCCGAUGAGGAUGAGGUUGCUCCUGUGCCGAAUGUGCGGACGAGACGCCAGCUUGCCGUCGCGCGUGGAGAGGCUCCAGCAGUUACGAAGAUCCCAGUUAGAAACAAGGGAAUGAGUAGCAUCAGAGCUGGAGAGAAGGAUCUUGCGGCUUUGACUCGCCAGAAUACUCGCAGCAAUAAGGGAGAUGCGGUUUCUGCAGAGGAAAUGCUCGAGGCGAUCAAGACGGCACCGCCCAAAAUAGAGACUCGGGCGGCCGCUGCUGCUGCCAAAAAGAACAAUAAGAGUGUUCAGUGGGCAGCUCAGUUGGCUAGAAGCCAGUCAGAAGAUCCGUCUGCCGCUCCCAUCGAGUCUGACGAGGCAAGCUCCAGCUCUGCCGAGCUCAGUCCCGACGAGGAGAAGCAGGUUGGAAAGGCGAGAAAGGCGAAGGCUUCUACGAGCAAGAUCGCUACGACUAAGGCUUCAACCGCCAAGGCAUCGACUUCCAAGGCUGCGCCUGCCAAGUCUGCUGCGACCAAGACCGCGCCUGCUAAAGCGACUGCAGCCAAGGCAACCAAGGCAAGCCAGUCCAAGUCGGCUACUGCCCCCAAGACGGAGGGUGCUAAGGUCUCGAAGGCGAAGAAGCCCACUGCUGCAGCGAAGAAGGAGCUGGGUCUGAGUGCCAACGGUACUCCUGCCAAGCGUAGCGCUCGCACGGCGAAGAAGUGAAGGUGCCACGAGUGAGGAUACCUGGCAUGAUUGUUGGAAGGAAGGACGUUGUGAAGGAU
Molecule: messenger RNA, 3973 nt
Organism: Colletotrichum phormii
Lineage: Eukaryota; Fungi; Ascomycota; Sordariomycetes; Glomerellales; Glomerellaceae
Exons: 2
Coding region: 198-3914 (1238 amino acids)
Source: RefSeq, a predicted model, not a curated record